Ricinus communis (castor bean) is the source of this 1481-nucleotide messenger RNA. RefSeq lists its product as uncharacterized. Lineage: Eukaryota; Viridiplantae; Streptophyta; Magnoliopsida; Malpighiales; Euphorbiaceae. The transcript is spliced from 2 exons. The record is from RefSeq and is a predicted model, not a curated record. Bases 422 to 1177 code for a protein of 251 amino acids.
AAAUGUCGACUGAGAUUUCAAGGCAAUAAAUGCGACCAUUUACUUGGAUACCUUCCCUUUCUUGAAUUCUCCUCCUUCAACCCCAACUUCAUCCACAUACCAUAAAUAUCAAAAUUAAAUUAACCCACACAUUUAAUGAAACAAUUACUCUAUUCAAUAACAACAAAAUUCAAUAAAAUAAAUAUAUCAUUUUAAUAAUCACACAAUUAAUAAUGAUAAAAAAAAAAAAAAAAAUCUGGUUGUAUCUGUAAAUUAAUGUCUUCUUUUUCUUUUUUUCUUUUUGUGUGUUUUACGCAGCCUCUAUCUCUCCUCUUAUAUAUAUAUAUAUACGUAGACAACACUUGCGCGUUGCUCUAAUUUCCUGUUCAAAAAAGACCCAUCAGUCUUCAAAUCUUUAUCUCCAUCUUUGCAUCUCUCUGAUAUGGCAGCUGAUGUGAGUUCUCUAUUUAGGGUUUUGAGUGGAUACAGGGAUGAUCGGAAAGUUAGCAAUGAACCUGCUGAUGGUAAAUCAACGGCUUCUUUGAUUACAAGGGAUUUGCUUGGUGCUGGCGAUGCUUCUUUAAAAGACGAGUCUCAAGAAUUGGACCUUGACUUGCAAGUUCCUAGUGGCUGGGAAAAAAGACUAGACUUGAAGUCAGGGAAGGUUUAUUUGCAGAGAUGCAAUUCUUCAAAUUCAUCAUUAUCAUAUUCAGAUCACAGGCAACAACCCAAUCAAACAGUUGCAGAGCUUCAAGAUUUAAAUUUCCCGCCAUCUCCUUCCAAGAUCACAUUAAAUCUUUUUGAAGAAGGUAACUUAGAAUUAAAGUUAGUUCCGUCUUCGCCAUCAUCAUCCCCAGCAGCAGCAACAUCAUCAUCGAGCAAUUACCAAAGUGUGUGCACCCUAGAUAAAGUAAAAUGCGCACUUGAAAGGGCAGAGAAAGAACCGAUUAAGAAGCGAUCAACGCUGUGGAAAUCGCCUUUAUCGCCUUCAUAUUCUUCGUCAUCAUCUUCGAUUAAAGAGGUUCAGGAAGAAGAGAAUGAAGAGAAAUCUGUUCCCUCACCAAUCGCAGUUGGGUGCCCAGGUUGUUUAUCUUAUGUAUUGAUAAUGAAAACUAACCCGAAAUGCCCUAGAUGCAAUACUCUUGUGCCAGUGCCACUGGCAAAGAAGCCCCGGAUCGAUCUCAACAUAUCAAUUUGAGAUUGAUAAGCCUAAAUUAUAUAGGCUUUAGAUUCUAGGGGCUCAGAUGAUAGAAAUGUAGGCAUGGAAACAGUUAAAUCCAAAAAAAAAAAAAAGUUUUUCAUGGUUUUUGCUGUCAUAUAGGAGGUUAAGAAAAAAAAAAAAAAUCUUCUGUAUAUAUUUUCCCUCUACUGCUUAGGCUAACAAGCUAUUUUUGGUUUUCAUACUUGUAUUACUUGGCUCCUGCUUUAGUCUUGGAAUAUCAUUACACUUUCUUCAUCUUAGAAGAGAACAAAGAAGACCCUUUUAUAGAGGUGAUUCAAAA